AUGGAAUCUACCGCCGGAACUCCGUUGUCCUCUCAAAUAGAAUCCAUCGCAAAGGAGACUGAGACGAUUGAUGAUGUAGACGAAGAAUUGGAGAUGCUUUUACGCAGCGCAUUUUCGAACUGUCCGCAGUGUAAAGAACUAUAUAGUGACUAUAACUGGUGUCAAUCUUGUGAGGUUCAGAAAUUUCAAGAGUGUUUUAACAAAUGGACUAGCGGGAACGAUGCUGUUGAUAAUUUGAUAAAGGAGACGCAAUUGAAUGCUCUCACUUAUCGAUCUUAUCUAGAGUGGAUUCCAUAUUCAGAGUUUAAUGAUAUUGAACUCAUCGCUCAAGGAGGAUUCGGACCUGUUUAUUCCGCUAUUUGGGCUGAUGGGCCAAAAUGGAAUUUUGACAACGUAACUGGGACAUGGGUUAGAUCUGGACAAACAAAAGUCGCGUUAAAGUGUUUAGACAAUUCGAGGAAUAUUAGUCAAAGUUUCUUGAACGAGGUAAAGCUACACCAGUUUUCAUUCGUGAGUGACUUUGUUUUGCGUUGCUAUGGAGUAUCUCAACAUCCAGCAACCAGAGACUACAUCAUGGUGAUGGAAUAUGCUGAUAACGGCGACUUGUAUCAUUACCUGAGAAACCAUUUUGACGACAUUAGUUGGUAUGACAAGUUAGCAAUACUCAGAGAUAUCGCAAUGGGCUUAACAGUAAUCCAUUCUGCAGAUUUACUUCAUCGAGACCUCCAUACGGGAAACGUACUUCUCAGCCUAGAUCUAAUGCAAACAUACAUAGCUGACUUGGGUCUGUGUCGCCCAUCACACAGACAUGUUGACUAUGAUGAAGUAUACGGUUCCCUUCCUUACGUGGCCCCAGAAGUAUUACAGGGCGAAGAAUAUAGUAAAGCAGCUGACAUAUACAGUUUUGGCAUAAUCAUGUGGGAAAUAGCAACUGGCAAAAAGGCAUACGGUGAUAGAGCGCACGAUACACGGCUUGCAGUUGAAAUCUGCAGAGGUAAACGACCGGAUCCACCAAAAGACGUUCCCGAAUGUUAUGUAAGAUUGAUGAAUUGGUGUUGGGAUGAAGACCAAGACCAGAGGCCUGAUGCUGACGUCUUACAAGCUGUUAUCGGAAGGGACUGGCUGUCUAAGCUCAAGCCUGAAGUAAAACAACCUCCUCCAUCUAACAGUAAGAAAACUACGCCGCGAACGUCCACACCACGAAAAACUAAUAGUACCACCACUAAUACCGCUACCAAGACAUCACCGACGAAUGUAACAAGAUCAUCUUCACAGCGAAAUUCUAGCACACAAUCCAAACCUCUAGCGAAAAGAAACAACAGUACGCCAACAAGGACCACUACCCAGAAAAACUCUGUUACUUCGCCCGUGCUGUCUGCCGCAGCUCAGGAAGCCAACCAGUUCAAAGCUGCCGAGAAGAAACGGCGUGAGGCAUUGGAAGCUAAGAAGGCUUCCAAGACUGAUGAGAAUGUGAAAAAAGAUGAGGAACUACAUCCUCAAGCAGUAUAUACGAGCAGAUUGCUUUCGUUUCCUGAUCUUGCUACAGUAACUUGA
This is a messenger RNA of Paraglomus occultum, 1554 nucleotides long. The record is from the annotation of a GenBank genome assembly. NCBI's taxonomy places the organism in Eukaryota, Fungi, Glomeromycota, Glomeromycetes, Paraglomerales, Paraglomeraceae.